CAUUUGAUGGGGAUAAGAAACUUGGCUAGGUUAUUACAUAAUGAUGCUUAAGAGAUAGCCACCAUUGAAUUUUGUUGAACCAUUUUUCUAUCCAAAAGAGGCGAGAUCGAAACUAUAGGUAGCCGGUAGGUUAUAGCUUGUGCAGUGGGACUUGCCGAUGUUAUGGAUUUACAUAAUAUCGAAGCAUAUACGCGUUUCCUUUACUUGGGUUCUUAUCUAUCUUAUUUCUCGUGAUUUUCUGUCUUAUCUUAGGUUUUAUUGGUGAAACAGUCUUGCUACAAGUUCACUGUGUGAAAUGGUGGAUGUGGAGAUUGUCUGAUUGAUCACUUGUGGUUUUUGAAUUAUCUUGAAAUGAGCCGAUCGCCUUCAUUUUCUCUGAGAUCGGAAUUUGCGGCAUCAGAAGUUGAUGAAAUAUCUUUGAAGCAAUGGGUGGUUGCAUUUUGUAUAAUUAGGUUUGACCUCGAGCAAGGUCAACUCAUCGAGGAGUGUUAUCCACCUGGCUGUCUUACACAAAACGAGGAGCUCGAAGUUUCCUUUAAUUCAUUCCCCGAUUCGGUUUCGCAGCACCAUAAUCGCUCAAGCAUCCAUGACUGUAUUUUCUUCUUCCGUAUAAGGCGGCACAGAAUUCCUCAAGUUUCGAGCAUGUCAUCGUCGUCAGAGAUUGUCGAAGUAGAUAACAAUAAUAAUAAUAAUAAUAAUAAUAAUAAAAAACUAACAGGGACAGAUGGGCAAAAGGGUAAAAACCCCAUCACCUAUAACUCAAGAUUCUUGUACGGCUUCGUUUUCAAUAGACAGAGGCACGAUGAAAGGCUAAAGAGAGGCGGCGAACAAAAAUCAGUGGUCAUUCUUUCACAUUGUCCUUACACUAGUGUGUUUAGACCUUUGUUACAAAUUAUGGGGCCGUUGUACUUUGACAUCGGAAGCAAAGCCCUUAACUAUAUUGCUGCUUAUGUAUCAAAAUGGCCGACACCUGUUCCUGGUCAACAAGUUGAACUUCCUAUCGGGAAUGCAUCACUUAAAGUCAACCUGCCACCUUCUCAUAGUUUGCCAUCAGAUAGUGGAAUCUUCGAAGAUUCCGCUUCCUCAUUGGCUCCCCUUCUCCCUUCAAAUCUAUCCAUCCCACAGGGUUUAUUUCACGACUCGGAUCUUUUCGGUACAUUUCGGGGACUAUUAAUGCAGCUUUGGAAGCUAUGGGAGCUUCUGCUUGUAGGUGAACCUAUCUUGAUUAUAGCACCGACACCUCCACAGUGUUGUGAAGCUGUUUCUGGUCUCGUUAGUUUGGUCGCCCCACUUCUUUUUAGCGUUGACUUCAGGCCUUAUUUUACUAUCCACGACCCAGAAUUUGCUAAAUUGAACUCUCUUCAAGAGGGUGCUUCUUUCCCUCCGAUGAUUUUAGGUGUCACGAAUCUUUUCUUCUUGAAAGCACUUCGUAGAAUGCCUCACAUCAUUUCGGUUGGGAAUCCUACGAAUCGUUUUGCUAUUGGUUCGAAGGGCUUGGGUGGAGGAGGAAUUCCUGGUCAACAGGAAGGUCAACAACUUUCUUUGAGGAAGUUUAGUCCUGCGAAUUUUUUAAAUGCUGUGAAAAUGAGAAGAGACGGUCCUUUGUGUUUAAUGACAGAGCAUAAAGAAGCUGUGUGGACGAAUUAUGGUGCAGUGACAAAGCCGGAUACUUCGAUCUUGAAUAGGCUUAUUGAUGCUGGGAUGUCUCCGAGAGUUGAGGAGUCGAUGUCGGUUGUGAACAAUGAUAUAUUGCGUCGCCAUUUUUUGGAGCUGACUACUAAUUUUUUGGCGCCUUUUGGUCCGUAUUUUAGAGCAAAUACACCAUCCGAAGCAUCAUCUCCGUUUGCCGAUCCGCCUCCACUGCCCACUUUCAAUGCUGAGGAGUUUUUAAUAAGCUUGUCGGCAAGAGGUCCUGGAAAGUUUUUGCUGAAGCGGAUGAGGUCGAAUUGGUUGGAUCUAUACAGGAAGUUCUUGAGAGGAUACAACUUCCUGCCUUGGUUCCGAAGAAAACGUGCAGUUGCUGAGCAAGAACAGUAUAAAUUGUGGAGGCAAGCUAGAGUUAAGACAGACAUACAACAGUUGAUAGGUAGAUUGUCCGAAUUGGAAAUUGUAGAUUCGUUCAAUGCAAUCCAGAGGCACCUUCUUGGGGAACUGCAGUAUGGAAGAGCGAAUGAAGAUACAGAAGCAGUGUGCAUGAAAUUGAAGAAAGAUCUGCAAGCUGUGUUUAAUGUUCUUCCAAAGGACAUGCAGCAACUCCUUAUUAUGAAACCCGAGAGUGCAUCGCUUCUAGAAGGAAGCAACGAAUGUUCCGAUCUUCCUCAGAGUAAUAAUUUGACGGAUAUUGUUGUGUCCGCCACCUCGCUCAGAUGACAUGCAAAAACGCAGUUUCAAAUUUUUUGUUAAUGGUGGACGAGUCUUGUUUAUUUCUUGAGUCUCCAUUAGGCCAAAUAUUAAUAUCUCAAACUAAGUCCAGAAGAAACCCGCAGGAAAUGGUGUUCGGAUCACCAACUUUUAGAAAGAGGUGGUUUUAGCAGGUUAGAGUAUAAAGUAGAAAGAAUGUUACGAGUUGAAGUUGUCUGAUUGUUGUACCUAGUCUUAGUUAAAGAAAAAUCUUUCGUUGGAUUUUUCGAGUAUUUAUUUGAUUUUUUCUACUUUACAUUUUACAACUUGUGAUUCUUCUUUACUUGUGGGAGUAGGUUUUUUGUUCAGGUUAUGAUAUUAUUACUAUUAUUAUAGGGCAACUACCGAUUGAGGUUUCAGUUUGUAAUGGUAGUAGCAGAUAUAACAUCUGUAAUAUAACGGCAUCUUUGAUAAUGGUUUUUCCCAUUCUAAUAUUUUAUAAAGUCGAAAAAGACAUUUUCAACUUCA
Erythranthe guttata (spotted monkey flower) is the source of this 2868-nucleotide messenger RNA. Its product is annotated as polarity axis stabilization protein. Gene Ontology annotation, cellular component: recycling endosome. Gene Ontology annotation, molecular function: guanyl-nucleotide exchange factor activity. NCBI's taxonomy places the organism in Eukaryota, Viridiplantae, Streptophyta, Magnoliopsida, Lamiales, Phrymaceae. The record is from RefSeq and is a predicted model, not a curated record.